Ceraceosorus bombacis is the source of this 4113-nucleotide messenger RNA. Lineage: Eukaryota; Fungi; Basidiomycota; Exobasidiomycetes; Ceraceosorales; Ceraceosoraceae. The record is from the annotation of a GenBank genome assembly.
AUGUCCAGCAAAAAAUUCGGCACGGCCAACGUGCGAUGCGCCACCCUGAUCGGUCAUGUUGAUCACGGCAAGUCUUCCUACGCCGACUCUUUGCUCGCAGCGAACGGCAUCAUCGCCCCUAGGCAAGCAGGUAAGCUGCGAUACUUGGACUCGAGGGAGGAUGAGCAGGAGCGAGGAAUCACGAUGGAGAGCAGCGCAGUCAGCUUGAGCUUCAAAUUACGCGCUCACUCGACCGACGGCAAGGUGGGAGAGAUUUCAGAUUACAUGAUCAAUCUCAUCGAUACUCCUGGUCACAUCGACUUUUCUAGCGAAGUGUCGACUGCGAGUAGACUGUGCGAUGGUGCACUCGUCAUUGUUGAUGUUGUAGAGGGCGUUUGCACGCAGGUGAGUAGGUCAUCGUGCAUUUGGCGGUUGGUAAAGCAUGCAUACAGACGCAUACACGCCCCCUUUUUGCGGCUUGCUAGACCAUUGCUGUACUUCGACAAGCAUGGAUGGACAGACUAGCACCUAUCCUGGUCUUGAACAAGAUGGACCGACUCGUCACAGAGCUGCGACUCUCUCCUUCGGAAGCAUAUCAUCAUCUGACGCAGCUCAUCGAAAACGUGAACGCAGUCAUGGGAUCGUUCUUCGCAUCAGAGAGAAUGGAGGAUGAUUUGAGGUGGCACGAAGCGAGAGAAGCAAGGUUGAAGGCCAGAAAGGAAGCUGCGAGCGAAAGCGUAGUCGGUCAGUCCUCGAGCGAUACCAACGGACACGACGCUCUAGGCGAACAGGAAGAUGAGGAGAGGUAUCAAGAACUGGAUGACGAAGACAUCUAUUUCGACCCAGCUAGAGGCAACGUUAUCUUCGCGAGCGCCAUAGACAACUGGGCCUUCAGACUGGACCGUUUCUCUCAGCUAUACUCAAAGAAGCUUGGCAUACAAGAAUCUAAAUUCAGAAAAGUCCUAUGGGGAGACUUCUUUUUCGAUCCCAAGGGUAAGCGCGUCAUCGGUCACAAGCAGAAGGAGAGGGAGGGCAAGAACCUCAAACCAGUGUUUGUGCAAUUCGUUUUGGACAAUGUCUGGGCUGUGUACGAGAGCGCCUUGAAUCGGUGAGUGAAGCACCAUAAACCCCUCGAUUCGAAAAGCGCUAAUCACGCGCGGAAUCCGAGACCCGCAGUGAUCAAGAGAAGAUCGAGAAGAUCGUAAAGACAUUGGAGCUCAAAAUCUUGCCGAGAGAUCUUCGGGCAAAAGAAUCUUCAACCCUUCUGCCGCUCAUCUUCUCCCAGUGGCUGCCGCUUGCAGCGUGCACAUUUUCGGCUUUGGUGCAGUGCGUGCCUCCGCCCGCUGUCGCGCAGAGAACUCGCGUGGCAAAGAUGUUGCAUCCAGAAUUGAGCUACUUUUCGAAAAAAGAGGCUUUGACGCCUUUGGAGGUGGACCUGUUCGAAGCUCGGGCUGGAGAUGGGGCAAGGACUUGCGCUUACGUCAGCAAAUUGUUUGCGGUUCGACGAGGUGAAUUGCCAGAGGGCAGAAGAAAAGAGCUGACCGCGGACGAGAUGAGGCAGAAGGGAAAAGAAGCGAGAGAACGAGCGGCUGCUGCUAAAGAAGCUUUGCUGAGAGCUACAGGUGCCAGUGAAGCGCAAGGCUCUGAGCACGCAUCGUCUCCUCAGCCAGAGGCACACAAGACGGAAGAGGGCACAGUCAUUGAGAAUGGGCAGGCAGGACCUUCGGCUCGAGAAUUGGCUCAGCGAGAUGAAGAUGAGAAUCAGGCCAGGAAAGAUGAAGAGGUCGUGCUCGGCUUCGCGCGCUUGUAUUCUGGGGUUUUACAGGUCGGACGAAAAGUCUUUGCCCUCUUACCCAAGUACAACCCUGCCCUGAAAGCGGGACAUGCCGCUAAUGCUAAACACAUCAGGGAGGUCAACAUUGAAGCGCUCUAUAUGAUGAUGGGCCGAGAUCUAAUUGCUGUCUCAGAAGUACCAGCUGGAAAUGUCUUUGCCAUCAGAGGGCUGGAAGGAACGGUGCUGAGAAAUGCUACGCUCUGCGCGCCACCUGUCCAGAAAGGGUCACCAGUCACGCAAGAGCUCGACGUGGCAAGUUCAGGAGACUGCUUUGUCAACCUCGCUGGCGUGGGUCUAGGCAGCGCUCCAAUCGUCAGGGUCGCUCUAGAACCUUCAAGGCCCAGUGAGUGUCUGGACCUUCUUAGCCCGUUGCUGGCCAAAGAUGAGCACAAAUGAGCCUGACAGUCUUGGCCUUUUCAGCCGACAUGCCGAAGUUGGUUGAAGGUCUUCGGUUAUUGAACCAAGCUGAUCCAUGCGUCGAGACCCUGGUCCAGGAAACCGGAGAACACGUGAUCCUGUGCGCAGGAGAGCUGCACUUGGAAAGAUGUCUAAAGGAUUUGCGAGAGCGCUUUGCAAAGUGCGCAAUACAAGCUUCCAAACCCUUGGUCCCUUUCCGCGAGACUGCCGUCAAAGGUCAGGAGAUGCCGCCUCCGAAGAUCGAAGGCGCUGCUCGCGGUACGAUGCAAGGAUCACUUUCGGGCGGAGUGGUGUCCUACUCCAUCAGAGCUGUGCCAUUGCCGGAAAAGGUUACGGACUUCUUGAUCGCCAAUGCGAGAACUAUCAGGCAGCUAGUUAGCACAGAUAGGAGGCACGGAGCGACAAACGCAGGUCAGGAGACGGUCGAGACAAUUGCAGGCUCCAAUGCCUCCGAAGUUGAAGCUGCGAGCAGGGAGGUGCGCCCUCAAAACUUUUGGAGCGAAUUGACCAAGCUUUUGGACAGUUGUGGACCUCAGUGGAGAGGUGUUGUGGAUCAGAUAUGGAGCCUUGGACCACGCAGAAUUGGACCCAAUCUGUUGGUCGAUUCUGCCAGUCUACUGGCUCAAAGGUGAGGGAUGGGUGUGACAGUAGAUGCUCAAUGGAAUGUUACUGACAAGUUUUCGGUUGAUUCGAUUCGACCAGACUUCGCCAGCGGACUGAGCUCCGAAAAGGUCCGCUCAAGGAAAGCCAACCCGCCUCUGGAGUCUCCACUCCUGCAGGCCAAGGUGCUCAAUUAACUGGAGAUUCUGAAGUAGAUGAUUUGGCGUCAGCAUUAGAGCACGCGACACUGCCCGAAGCCGCAGAAGACUCUAGGACUCAAGAGAGCUGGACAGCCGAAGAUCUGCUAGACUCGAUUGAAAGCGGCUUCCAGAUAGCCACCUUGCAAGGACCGCUAUGUGCCGAGCAGGUCCAAGGACUAGCCUACUUCGUGGAAAGCGUCGUCGUCAAUCAUGCCGUGGAGGAGAGAGAAGGGAGUGAGUACGGGUCCCUGGUCUUGCGUUCCUUUCCAAAUAUUGACGUUGUGACUCUGCGAAUUGAUCAGACCGGAUCAAGUUCUCCCAGAUCACAGGAUCGCUCAUCUCAUCCGUCAGAGAAGCUUGCAGGAACGGCCUUCUGGAUUGGUCCCCUCGCAUCAUGCUCGCAAUGUACUCGUGCGACAUCCAGGCCUCGACCGACGUACUCGGCAAGGUACACGCAGUGCUUUCUAGAAGAAGAGGUCGCAUCACUUCUGAAGAGAUGAAAGAAGGCACCAGCUUCUUCACUGUUGGAGCUCUUUUGCCCGUCGUGGAAAGCUUUGGCUUCGCUGAUGGUGAGUGGACCGCUGCUCAGAAUCGCACGGAAUUGCGCAUGGUUUCGCUAGGCUUCUUUCUAACUUUGCAAAACGUUUCACUUCGAGCAGAGAUCCGCAAGAGGACGUCGGGCGCAGCUAGUCCUCAAUUAAUCUUCAAAGGGUGAGAGAGCAGUCAUUUAGCGCAGCUUGCAAUGGAGAAGGCGUCUCUCACUGUUCACCCUCUUCCCCCUAGUUUCGAGCUGUUCGACAUGGAUCCGUACUGGGUACCUCGCACUGAAGAAGAAUUGGAAGAUCUAGGCGUGCUAGGCGAGCGAGAAAAUGUGGCCAAAAAGUACGUGGAUAACGUGCGAAAGAGAAAAGUGAGUGUCGUGUAGAUUGGCCCUUUUUUUUUUUUUUUUUUGUGUUUUUUUGCUUUUUUCCCUCACGAGGAUGGUCUUCGCUGAACACGAUGCCUCACUUUCGACAGGGCCUCUUCGUGGACAGACGAAUCGUUGAUGCUGCCGAGAAGCAGAGGACGCUCAAGAGCAACUGA